AUGGCGGACGAUUAUAAGUUUAUGUGUCCACGUCCGCGGAGCUCCAAAGCUUGCGAUGCAUGUAGAACGCGCAAAAUCAGGUGUAUACCCAACGAGAAAGGCGGCGGGAUAGACGCCUGUCGAAGAUGCGCAAAGCUUGGAUACAAAUGUGCAGUUAACGGGAGUCUCCCUUCAUCAACAAGUGCAAACCGUUCCAAUGAUCGAGUUGUGAAGGCUUCUACACAUCAUGGCGAUGAUGUUGUCUCCGGACUAUUUCGAAACAAGCCAAAAGGAGAAGAAGAUGAGGUGACGCAGCUGCGCCAACUGCAUCGCGGUGUAUUGCAAGGCCGGAUUCUAGGCGAAGGAGAUCCUCGUACCCUAACAGACACCCAAUCCAGCGUCGGUGAUACUGUGGACUGUAAUUCUAGGUCCAGCAAGAUCAACUUGAAUAUGCACGAGGCCGAACAGCUACUAUUGCAGUUCAAACACCAAAGGGCAUACUUCCCGUUCAUCGUAGUACCCGAGGAGACCACGGCGGCGUCAAUGGCAUCAUCUCAACCCUUUUUAUUACUGGCUAUUCUGACCGUAUCCUUGACGCGAAAGCCGCUUCUGCAGAAGAGGUUGGAUGAACGAUUUCGCCGUGUGCUAAGUGAGAGGGUCAUAUUUUAUGGGGAGAAGAGCAUGGAUUAUGUUCAAGGAUUGCUGGUUUAUAUGGCGUGGCGUCCGUUACAUAUCCGACCGCUCAGUCGCCAGGGCUCUCAAUUCAUGCAGAUACUUGUGACUAUGAUAUCUGACAUGAAGCUUACGGAAAAUAUGCACGAUCAGGCUGCUCGAGACAUCUGCCUUGGGUGUUUUAGUCUUUCAUCUAUGUUAUCCGUUGGCUUCCGCCGGCGUGGUGAUGACGUCGCCUAUAAGUAUCUCAAAGAAUCAGUGAAUGCCAAUCAGCGAUCAAAUCAACCGUAUGAUGAACAGUUUCAACUCUCAAAACUUCAUGUCCUAUUCGAGGAGAUAAUGCGCUGCCAAAUGGAAUGUAGUCCUCUGAAAUGUCCAAUCACCAAACAACAGAGAGUCGAAGAGAAGAUGGAAUCUCUCCGCCUAGAACUUCAGAUAUUUGAACGAGUACAUGGUCCCAGCACCAGUAAGUAA
Messenger RNA from Aspergillus tubingensis, 1125 nucleotides. RefSeq names its product Zn(II)2Cys6 transcription factor domain-containing protein. Gene Ontology annotation, cellular component: nucleus. The transcript has 5 exons. The coding region runs from base 1 to 1125 and encodes 374 amino acids. Gene Ontology annotation, biological process: regulation of DNA-templated transcription. The record is from RefSeq and is a predicted model, not a curated record. Gene Ontology annotation, molecular function: transcription cis-regulatory region binding; DNA-binding transcription factor activity, RNA polymerase II-specific; zinc ion binding. Lineage: Eukaryota; Fungi; Ascomycota; Eurotiomycetes; Eurotiales; Aspergillaceae.